Messenger RNA from Athene cunicularia (burrowing owl), 2687 nucleotides. RefSeq names its product ethanolamine kinase 2 (gene ETNK2). NCBI's taxonomy places the organism in Eukaryota, Metazoa, Chordata, Aves, Strigiformes, Strigidae. Gene Ontology annotation, molecular function: ethanolamine kinase activity. Gene Ontology annotation, cellular component: cytoplasm. The record is from RefSeq and is a predicted model, not a curated record. Gene Ontology annotation, biological process: phosphatidylethanolamine biosynthetic process. The transcript has 8 exons. Bases 1 to 1209 code for a protein of 402 amino acids.
AUGGGGCAGGGGUUUCCCCUGAAGCCUUGUGCCUGUGGCCCUGUGCAGAGCCCCAGUGCAUGCGUGAGCCUCGAGGCCUUGCAAACUCGUGCCAUCUGCUGCGGGAGCUUUCCUGGCUGCCGUGGGCACUGCUGCUUCGAGCUCUCUUUUGCCCGUUGCCUGUUCCUGCCUUUGUUUUCUCCCUGGGGUCUGCUGGUGGGAGGGGAUUUCCCUUUGGCGUGGCAGGGCCAUACAGGCAUCGUCUCUGUCGCCCUUCUCCCCCUCCAGCUCUUCACCGAUGGCAUCACCAACAAGCUCGUGGCUUGCUACACGGACGAGGACAUGGCGGACGCGGUGCUGGUCCGUGUCUACGGAAGGAAAACGGAGCUGUUCGUGGACCGGGAGACGGAGCUGAGGAAUUUCCAGGUGCUGCGUGCCCACGGCUGCGCCCCUGACCUUUACUGCGCCUUCCACAACGGGCUCUGCUACCAGUUCCUGCCGGGCAUCGCCUUGGGGCCCGACCACGUGCGGGACCCCCACAUCUUCAGGCUGGUGGCCCAGGAGAUGGCCCGGGUACACGCCAUCCACGCCAACGGGAGCCUCCCCAAGCCCAUCCUCUGGCAGAAGCUGCACAAAUACCUCACCCUCGUGAAGACGGAUCUCAGCCCAAAGGUAUCCAACCCCAGCCUCCAGCAGGAUGUGCCCAGCCUGGAGAUGCUUGAAGAGGAGCUGGCCUGGAUGAAGGAAACGCUCUCCCAGCUCGGGUCCCCCGUCGUGCUUUGCCACAACGACCUGCUCUGCAAAAACAUCAUCUACGAUGGGACACAAGAGCACGUUCGCUUCAUAGACUACGAGUACACCGGCUACAACUACCAGGCUUUCGACAUUGGAAACCACUUUAAUGAGUUUGCAGGCGUGAAGGAGGUGGAUUAUCGCCUCUACCCCAGCAAGGAGACCCAGCUGCAGUGGCUGCACUCCUACCUGCAGGCCUACAAGCAGCUCACCCAGGGGGACGGAGGAGGCACGGGGGUGUCCGAGGAGGAGCUGGAAGCUCUCUACGUGCAAGUGAACAAGUUUUCUUUGGCAUCCCAUUUCCUCUGGGCGUGCUGGGGCCUGAUCCAGGAUAAAUACUCUACCAUAGACUUUAACUUCUUAAGAUAUGCAAAGCUAAGGUUUAAACAGUACUUCAAGAUGAAGCCGGUGGUCACAGCCCUGCAGAUCUCUAAAUAGCAUCUCUGGCCUGUGAGACCCUGAGAUGUUUUUGUCCUUGCUGCGUCCACAGCCCUCGCAUCCCCCUCGCCCCUUCCCCACCCCAGCCGGGGGCGAGGGCAGGUCCUGAUGGUGGGAUGGUGGAGGAGAGGAGCUCUGACCCGGCCACCGAUUAAAGGAGACCCUGGACAUACCUGAGACUGGACCGUGAGACGCUGGAGAGGACCACGGCCUCGGAGAGGCCCCUGCCUACGCCAGGAAGCCUUACCACCGCCUUAACGCCGAGCCCGGCUCGGCCCCGGUGCCCGGCAGGUCUGUGCUUUGCUGGCACUACUGCUGCUUGGCCUGGCACCCAGUUUGCUCCCUCUGUGCCGUCCCCGAGGGGGGAAACGGGUCCCCCCGUCUGCUCAGGACCCCCCCCAGAGCUGCCCAGUUGCUUUAGCUGUGCCCAUCGCCUUUGCUGCUCCCUCCGUCCCCUCUUGCCCUGCCUCCUCAGUGCCACUUGGGCUCCCACCCCCAAACCAGCACCUUUUUUUGGUCAGUAUUGAUCCUGGGCUCGGGACUGUCUCUGAGCACAGCACCCUUUUUCACAGGGGGUGGGUGCUGCUGUGCUCCAACUCGGAUGGUGCAAAGCAGCAAGGGGAGGCGCCAGCCAUGAGCCCUGGGACCAGCGGGCUUUUGCUGGCGGGUGCUGGGUGCCUGCGCCCCGACGCUGUGCUCAGCCCACGGCUGGCUCUGCUUGUCCCCACGGCUGUCAUCUCCCAGACUCCCAUUAGCUCCCAUCACGGCUUCCCUCGUAGCACCCUGUGCUGCUGGAGCAAGAGGCUCCCAGCUCUGCCUUCCCCGUCUCCCCCAGGGCCAGGGCGGGGGGGUCCGUCCUGCCCCUCGCACGGGCACUGUCUCUGUGCUCCUCUCUUGGCUGUGUCUCUGCGUGGGACCCCCUGGCAGGAGGUUGAAGAGAGCUGACCCGCUCCAUGAGUGCACAGCUUCAUCCCCUGUCAACACUCGGCUGCUCCCCCCCUGCUCCUGGCCCCAGGCUCUGCGAGGGCAAUCCUGACCUGCUGAGCACUGUCCAGCUCACGACAGUGGUUGUGCAUCAGCUGGGGGGUGAAAUCAGACCCCUCUGCCCCUGCCUUGGCUGCUCGGCGAGUGGUAAUGGGGACAGGGUGGCCAUCUACUCCACACGGGCACGGGAACCUGCCCCAGCAAGACUGUUGUUGCAUCUGGUGUUUGUUUCGGUGCAAAAUAAAAGCUGCUGGUAGCUGGAAAUAGGGGAUGGUGGGUCUGUGGGGACUGGUGUGCCGGAGCAGAGAUGCUGGUGGAGGUAUUUCCUCCCAGGGUGGGCUGCUGGUGUCCCUCCAUGCUCCUGACCUCCCUUCAGGUGCCCUCGCUGCCCCUUCCUGCAGGCAGCAACUGCCGGGGCUCGUCCUUGUCCCAGGGCGAUGUCCUGGUGCUGAGGACAGUCUCUGCUGAGCUGAUCCCUCAUCUUCAUCGUGCCC